This is a messenger RNA of Struthio camelus australis, 6596 nucleotides long. The record is from RefSeq and is a predicted model, not a curated record. NCBI's taxonomy places the organism in Eukaryota, Metazoa, Chordata, Aves, Struthioniformes, Struthionidae.
AUGGACCUAGAUGAAAUAAUACGUCUUCAAAACUGUGACAUGAUACCUUCAUAUCGGACUGGCAAUUAUACAUUAGCUAGAGAAGCAUUUACACCACUGUGGGAUUAUUUUGUUUCAAAUUCUUCUCCACCUCCUGCCAACACAGCUGUUAUUUCUGCAAGCAGUAAUUUCACUAUAUCUGAAAACAGAUUGUGUUUUGAGGCUGUAUCUCAGACCUCUCCUAUUGCCUUGCAACUCUUUUUGAGGAAUAUAUUUGCUAUUACUGACAUUAACGUUAUGGAAGGAGCACUCUUCUGUGAUUCCAUCUGUUCCAGUGAGAUACAGUACGAGAAACAAGUUGGUAGAUUAGCAGAAUGUGAAAGAAUGACUGUGGCAAUUGAACUUAGUAAUUGGUUAAAUGAUGCAAAUUAUACCCUGCAGGCUGUUGUACAAUGUUAUGGUCUCCUUGCUCCAAUUAUUUAUCACAAGAUUUCUUCAGUGCCGGUAGUUCAGAUCCUCAUUAAGUGUUUGGCAGUCCUUCAAGAAAUUCCAAGUGCUACUUUGCAAAGGAAACAGGCAGGAUGUUAUGAGAGUAUUCAGCAUAUGAUAGCUUGUUCUUCAUUUUAUACAGCAAAGGUACUACGUUCAUGGAAAGAAUAUGAACUAGCUGUAAUUGUCGUUAACUAUGGCAAAAAAUUGUUGAGUUCCUCGCAAACAACUUCUUUCUGCCAGUCAGGAGCUACGAAAAAUGAAGAAACACCCACUAACACAGAAGCUGACUACCGUUCUACAAAGAUAUCCCAGUUAGCUGCAAUGGAAAAAGCGACAGAAAAUCUAAGUGCUCUUGAAUCAAAUCUACUUGGACUGACAAAACCAGCACCUGGAUCAGAGCUUACAGGACAGGAAGAUCCUUUGUUCCUCUACCCUGUAAUUUCAUGCUGGACAGCAAAGAAUGCUUAUCGAGAAGUGAUGAAAUUUAGAAAGAAAUCACGUUUUCUUGAGUUCUUUGUUCAAAUUUUGCACAAACUCCUGAAUGAAGAGAAGUUUCAAAGAGUUCUGGAGUGGGCAGGCAAUGUGCAAGUUUACUUAAAAAGGAGGAAUGACCACCUUCUCUGUAUUGAGGGAACUUUGAGACCAGAAACCAGUUUUCUCACUGCGUCCGAAAGCGCAAAGAGGUACACUACAGCAGUUGUGGAGUUUCACAAAAGUUUGGAGAUCUCACCUUCAAAGAAACUAGAGGCAUCAGCUUUGAAGAAAUCAAGAAAAGAAGCCUUUAGCCCUGUUAGAAAAGGACAGACUCUUAGACAGUAUUUUGUGAAAAAUCCAAACAUCAUGAAAUCUCCAGAAAGACAAAGGCAACACAAAGAGGAGUUACAGAAGGUAGCUCGUCACACCUUAGUGGUAUUUCUGAAACCAAUUGUGAGUGGUUACUUGAACCGAAAGAAGUUUCAUCAAGUAUGUAUUGAGGAGAUGCCCUGGAGGUCUCAGAUGAAUAUUUAUCUGGCAAUUGCACACUACAACUUGUUUAAAAAGAAGUUGGAAGAGCAAUAUGAUAUUGGGAUUCAUGGUUCACAAUAUCAGAACAGUUACAAUAUUCUGGAUCCUGAAAUAUUCUCGUUAAGUAAUUCUGGCGUUGUAGUCGUGAGAGAAGUCAUGGAGGAUAACAUAAGAACACCAAGCCCUCUUCCCCUUAAGAAGUCACGGUCAGGAAUGGUCAAAAAAAAGACUUAUACAGCUAAGUCUUCUGAGCACAGCUUUAAAUCGAGUGGGACUGAUACUCCUCGAACUCAAAUGACAAAUGAUUCAGAAAUAUCCACCUUGUUUUCCCCCAAAGAGCAUGACCGGUUUCUGUCAAAAAUCGUUUCAUCAGAGCAUUUUACAAAAGUCUUUCUGCAUUUAAGAAGAGCAGUGGUUCUUGCUCAUCGUGGCGGCCACUGGACAUUGCUUCAAAAUGCUUGCAGAGAACUUUGGAACUAUACUCAAGAAGCACAAUCAAUUGCUAAACAUUCCCAUUCCCAUUCAGGGGCAUUUCCCAUUACCAGAGGUUUUGUUAGGGACACCGUCUGGUUGCCAUUUUAUUUGGCAUCAGACAUGAUCAUUGAUAUGAUAACUGAACUACAAGCAAGUAAUUCUCUUAAGAUUGUGGAUCCUGAAGGAGAUUUCUGCAUUCCUAGUUGUUUAGGAGGUAUUACUGAUGAGAAUGGUGGUUCUAAUCUCCAUCCACAGUCUCCUCUGGAUGAUGUGAACGUGGUUGACUUGAGGUGGAUAUGUGAUAUGAUCCUUAAAACAAUUGAACUGUUAUAUCAGAUGAAGAAGUGGGAAGCACUGGUACACAUAGCUGUGCAAUUUAACAUAUUUACACAUGAGAGAUAUACAGAACAAGUGAGUCCACUGUUGGUAUAUGCUCAGAGGCAGCUGCUAGAAAGGAUACAGCAAUUCAAUGGCCUACACAGUCCUGAAUCUCAUUUCAUAAAAUGUCUGGCUGAUAAUGCAAAUAAGAUGAGCUGCAGAAACUACAUGGGGAAUCGGCUGCCUGUUGCCCAUUCACCUAGUGAACUGAUCUUUCCUGGAUGCUUUUUCUCUCCUGAGAUAAAAAGUGAUUAUACAGAUUGCAGUCAAGCAAAAGCCCUAGUUUGUGUACCUCUUCAUGUGAAUGACACACUGAAAUGUUUUAGAGAAACUCUAGAAAAAUCUAAAUAUCACAGCAGAGCACUGAGACACAGCAGAAAACUACUUUCAUUAUUUCUUGCACACACACAAGAAAAUGUUGGAAGAACAAUCAGUCAGAGCUCUUCAAACAGAAGGCUGGAAUUUAAUGUGGGAGCUGAGCUGACAUUUCUGCCAACACCAUAUGACCUUUCUCAAGAAAAAUUUAAUUUCUCCAGUAUGGUUGAGAGUAAACCAAUACCACAGUCACAGCUUCCAGUAGUUAUUUCUUCCUAUGAAAAAACAAUUGGAAUCCUUGAAAUAAACAACCAGAGAGACCUCAAGGUUCAGGCUCUACAUGAACUUGGAAAUCUUCACUUCUAUGCUGGAAACAAGAGAGCUGCUUUUAAAUAUUGGUGUCAAGCCCUUGAUGAAACACUCAACAUUGCUGAUGCUCUUAACAACUGGCAGGAAUUAGGUGUUUCAAAAAAUGCUGCAGACUGCUUUGCAGUUGGAAGAUCUACUGAUAUGAGUCAGAAAUUUCUUUCUCGGGCUGGAAUUUGGGGAUGUUUACAUGCAGCAGUUUUAGCAGCUAAGAUAGCCCAGUAUAUCAUAACAUCAAAUAUGAGAUUAAGAACUAAAUGCUGCUAUUUUUCUGCUGUACUCUUUAAGGCCCUGUUUAGAGCUUCUCUUCCACAUCCCACGUCUGACUGUGAUUACGCACAAUAUGAAAUAAAUAUGCUUAUUCCUGGCAUUGACUUGUUCUCCGAUCGCUACAGAGCUGAUAUCUCCACUGUAAUUGCAAGUCUGAAUUUCCUUAUGUUUGAACUACAUUGUGCAAAACAAAGUUUAAUAAUUUUACCACUGUUCACAUUGUACGAAUACUUUGUUUCUGAGAUUUGCCAGGACCCAGCUAAAUGUAUUGAAGGAAGAAUCUUUAAGAUUAAAGUACUUACAGAUAUAGGAUUUUUUACGGAGGCCUUUCAUGAACUGUGUUUGCUUAAUUGCGGUGAAAGAAUUCCAUGGAAAAUACCUGCAGGCUACAGGCAAAUUGAGGAAAAGAAGGCCUUUCAGAAAUUUGACUCCUCAAAAUCUCUCCUGGCUGUUACAAAUUUACAGGUACUGGAAGACAUAUUUAACUGGAGUCUGUCUUCAGCAAUGGUUCCACUGUUCAGCCAACAAAUUAUGAAUAAAUUAGCCUUAGUCAAAAUGAAUUUCAUCAUUUCCCUUUCUGCCACAAUAAAUAAUAUACCUGAAAAAGUGGAAAAAUGCAUCUAUUCUAUUGAUAACAAAAGCUUGAGGAAGCCAAGAAGAACUAUGGUGUCAAGUACAAAAGUUGAUGUUAACAUGAAUUCAAGACAACGGGAACCAAGAGGCACAAUGGUGCAGCUGGUUGACUGUAAAGGUGAAUUAAACAUAGCCAUGUUGAAGGGGAUUUUAUUGACAGAAGCUGAAGAAAAUCUUAAGUGUCUUGUGCAGAACACACAGGACAAAUAUGAUGGGAAGAUUUCCUGGUGUUCUGCUGAAGAAUUAGAGGCUGUUAUUGAGGCCAAGCUUCAACUUGCAGCUAUUUCUCAGCAAAGGCAUCAAGCAGCUUUCAGUGUUGCUUUGACUUUCUCUGCAAUUCGACUUCUCCAAGAUGCAGACAUUUUUAAGAUGACGGUGACACAUUUUCAAGAAAAAAAACAAGGAGGGGGAUAUUUGGAUUCUUACAAUGAAGAUGUUCAACUGCCUCACAGUGUGGUAGCACAAGAUCAUAUGAACAUACGUCUAUGGCUAAGGUGUCGUACGAUGUUAGUGUCUGCACUACUAUCACACGUAUGUGGCAUUGGUGAUAUGGAAGAAAAUGAUAUGGCUGAACACAGGAGUCUGAUAAGAGAAGUAAUACUAGAAGCAGAAGCCUUUGGUGAUAUUGAGACUCAGGCUGAUAUGAUGGUGCAAGCUGCUAUUCUUGACCUGCAAGAAAGACAUCCUGUGGCAGGAAUUAAACAACUUCUGCAGAAUAUCAUCAGUUUACUCCAAGAGGAGACAUUUAUUUCCCCUCCAGCUUCUUUGACCCUUGUGAAAAGUAUGCUUCUGCUGGCAGAUAUAUUCACACAGCAAACAGAAGAGGACACAGAACAUCACUCUUCCGCGGCAGAACCAUUAAACUUAUUAAUUUUGGCGCAUGAACUUACUCUUAAAGCAAUUUUUCUAUGUGGAGAACCAAUUGAACAGCAGAUAGAAGACACUACAUUAACUUGUCUGGUCCUACCUCCAAAAAAUAUCUACCUGCCGCAUAUCAACUUGCUAGCCCAAGUCAAAAUGAGAAUUGGAUGUAUAUUAGCUGAAAAAAUAGCUUGUACAUCUGAAAGAGGAGAUCCACUGCAAUGGCUACGUGCUCUCAAACAUUUAGAAUCAGCAUUGGAACUUUGCAGGGCAUCUGCAACAAAAAAUUUAGAUCUGGAAGCUGAACUUCUUUUUCAGAUAGGUAAGGUGGAAUGCCAGAUAACUGAAGCAGGUAAUAACAAGUCAUGUCUAGCUGUUGAGAACCUCUUGGAAGCUAUAAAAGUGAGCCAGCAACAUGAUCAAAACUUUGAGUUAAUAAGGAGAUCAUACCUUGAAAUAGCACUAUUAUAUUUGCAUUUUGCCACAAAUAAAGAGGAUGUGUCACAGACAGAUGAGAUGGUGCCUUCCAAAUCAAGGACAUCUUCUGAAGAACUUUCUUCUCCUGAAAAAGCACUGAUAUCGGAAGGCUACAAAGCACAGGCCUGGAUUGCAGUAAGAGCAGCCACACAGGUCAGUGAAGCUGUGCUUGCUUCUCAGCUAUUAAUUGGAAGAAAGAGCGUUAAAGAACAGAAUGUGAAGGAUGCAGUACAACAGAAAAUCCCUGAAUUUGCUUCCAUGGAUCUUCUUGCUUCGUACAGAGAUUUUUUAUCUGACGGAUACAGCGUUGUCUCUAACAGUCCCACAGUAUCUGGAAAGAAGGACGUGGUACAAAACAAGCAAGACGGAAGUGAAAGAGCAGAAUGUCUUGCCACCAAGGCCAGCCAGAAGAACGAGACCAUAACAUGGGUUCACUUAAUUCGCUACCACAUUUAUUUAAAAAGACUUUACAACGCAAACCCUCAAUUUGCUUCCCUUAAAUCAGGACCUGGAUCAUCUUCUGCAAGAGAGGGACACUUUAGUUCUGUUUUUGACACAGGCAUUGUUCUACGCAUAGCAGAAAUGCAUGUCUUCCUUAAAAAACAUUUGUUUGAAUAUUCAGUGUGUUGUCUGGAGGAUUUCCCAGAAGAGCUAUGUUAUGUAGAAAUGCCACUUGAUAGUCCAACUGAUUCUUCAAAGAUGUCUUAUGAAAGUGCUGGAAUUUCACCAAGGUUUUCACGUGUGAGAAUAGCUAGUCCUGUUCCUGUCAUCAUAGAAGCAGACAGUCAGACAGAGAGUAGGGCAGCAAAUGCUUCAAAUAAGGAGCUUAGCAUUCAGUGGUACAUUCCUUCUCUGGCAAAGCCAUCAAAUGAUACAGAAGCUAAGGUUUUGCUGCUUUAUGCUUAUAAUACAAAGCCUGUCAAGAUUAGCAACAUCAAGAUUUUCAGUUCAAUGUCUAUGUUUUCAGGCUACUUGUGGAUCCCACUGGCUAGAAUUAUUUCUUUACAGGAGGAAUUAUCUAAACUAAAGCAGCAAGUUGAAAAUUUGAUGCAAAGUUCUAAAAGUUUGUCUUCAGUCUCAGAAACUCCAAGUUUUGCUGAACAAAGUGAAACCCUGAAAAUAAUUCCUUCAACAAAAGACAAAAUGAAUAUUGCAAAGGUGCAUCUUGAUGAAAAAACAGAAGAAAUGGCUAAAAGGUGUUUGUCUGAAGUAAGAGCACUGCUAUCUGUUGUUCCAGCUCCGUCGUUGCCAUUAACUGAGCUUUCUCUGCCUUGCCUGUGGAACGUCCUCAGAGGUCCCAUUUGAUGUUACUUUGCAAUCAAUAGCAGAUUUGGAAUGCAUGUUUG